AGAUCACAACAAGAUAGUAUAAAAUGGCAAGUACUACAGCUGCAGGGAACAGCACCAUAGCUGCUACAACCUCUACUUCCACCUCUCCUCUUCCUGACAUCACCACAAAUGAUCCCAGACCUGACAUUGCGGAGCAGAUAAAGAUGACGGUAGAUGAUCUGGUGGUCGCUGGAGACUUACUGGGUGUCGUGGUCAUGAUAUCUAUUAUCAUGAACAUCUAUACGAUAUUUGUAGUGAGCAAAAACUGGAAAAACUUCGUUCAGUUCCCAUUUUCACAGUCCAACAUAAUCUGCAUGUUCCUCUCCUUCGCUGACUUGCUGCUGGGUCUGUUACUUGGCCUCCCCACCGCUAUACACAUGAGAUUUGCGGACUACUUCAGCGAACAGCAUCCCAAAGUCAUGGUGCACUAUUCAAGAGUUGCCGGUUACUUUCUGCUGGAUUACAUGUUUCUCUUCCGAUCAAUCAUCAUAGCUAUCAUCUGUAUUGAUCGCUGUGUCCACAUCUUACGACCCUUAGGCUACAAGAUUUGGGUCUCAAAUCGUUUGACCAUAGGAAUCAUUGCCGGGAUGACAAUCUUUCCUUUGCUAGCUCGAGUCGCCCCACAAAUUAUAUUUCUCAAUGUUGGAGGACAAAUGAUAUCGCACAUAUCCUGUUCAUCAUUCAGGAACCCGGACCCAGAUGAAGGCGCCGUGAUAUCAACAUUUGAUUCGAUCAAUUUUACUUUGCCUCUUUCCUGUAGCAUUAACAUCUGGUUGGACGGAGUGAAAACUGGUCUAGGAGCUGACAAAACUAAGGCAAGCUGGCCUGGCCGAGUAGCGGUUGCUGAAGUGGUGUUGUACACUUGUAGUGUGGUCUUCACCUUCCUGUCUAUUGUUAUCGGCAACAUCAUCAUAUUGGUUGUCAUCAUUCGUAGGUUCAGAGCAAGACAGGCACUCACCUGUCAUACAAAUCAGGAUCCAAACGUGAUGAAGAGUAAAGUGAAGCAAAGCAUACAAAAGAAUCUGAUGGCGACGUCGAUCAUGGCAUUGGUCUUUCUAAUCUCGAAUGGACCAUUUGUCGUGAUUGGGGUGGUGGAUUAUAUGGUGAAUUUCCUGGUUAAGCUUGACAUUGGCAUAGCAUGGAGGACGGGUGAUGACAAGAUGAGGCUCUAUCUUACCAUGUGUAUGUUUCUCUCUCUCCUCGUCAACCCAUGGCUUUAUCCGCUCAGGAUGGAAACUAUCCGAAAGUUCUUCCCCUGUUUGAAACGUCCUCUCAGUACCACCCUCCGUGAUACAAGAACUCAGAUUUUCUCUACAGCCCAAUCCUUCGGUCGUACGAUGACGUAUUCCAGGACUAUCUCGAAAGCUGAACUCUCCGAAGACGGGAAAGAAGAUCAACCUGUGUAAUCCUUAUCAAAAGAGUGGGUAUAAAUCCCCCGUUGAAACUGUUCCACUACCUAACCUUAAAGAAGAUUCCGUUGUUGUGUCGAACUCAAAAACUAUCACGAAGAAUUCAAAAACUAUCAUGACGAACCCAGAAUUCCCCUCACCGUCGUUAAGCCUUAAAGUAACAUUGCUUUCUUCACCUACUGAGGUGAUAGAAUUAGAACAGAUAGAAUUAAAACAGAAAUGUGUUAGUGAGACUGGAGAUAAUUCUACGGAAAACGGAUUUUCUCCGACACGUUCUGCAGUUGUCGCAAAUAUUUAUGCCACUGAAAUGGAGAUUUAAAAUGGCUGUUUUAAGCAGAAAAUUUAAGUUUUGUUUUUGUUUUUGGUUAAAGUUUUGAAAUUUGACUGUUCUUAAACUUAAAUAAUGAUAUUGACAAAUAUUUAGAAUCUAUUUCUGUGUUAUACCGUAAAAUGAACGGAGUUAUCAAUGCUGAAAUUUUGUUUGAGAAAACGCGAAAAGAGUGUUUUAGACCUAAUCUUAACCGACAUUUCAACGUCAUGCUCAUAUUUUGAAUUAGUAUUAAUUCGAUCAUAUUAUAAUUCAUAACGAUCAAUAUUUACAUUAAAAAUUUGACG
Molecule: messenger RNA, 2003 nt
Organism: Bolinopsis microptera
Lineage: Eukaryota; Metazoa; Ctenophora; Tentaculata; Lobata; Bolinopsidae
Exons: 12
Coding region: 24-1385 (453 amino acids)
Biological process (GO): G protein-coupled receptor signaling pathway
Cellular component (GO): membrane
Molecular function (GO): G protein-coupled receptor activity
Source: RefSeq, a predicted model, not a curated record